CUUCAUCUCCAUUGGGAACCUGGCCACACUGGUAUCCCAGGUAAUGAUGAAGCUGACACUCUGGCAAAACAAGCAGCUAAGUAUCCCCAACCUGAUAUAGACAGUUAUCUCUCACUGACCAAAUUGAAGACACAGAUAGAGCAGUCUACCAUUAAAGCACGGCACCAGUACUGGACACAGUUACAACCAGCUAAACAGGGCAGACAUUAUAGGUCCAUCCACUUCCACCUACCUUCUCUCCAUCCUCCACCAUACUUCUUUCAACUCUCCAGACCACAACUUGCAACUGUCACCCAACUUAGACUUGGGCAUGGCUACUUCAACUCUUAUCUUAGCAGAUUGGAUGAGAAUGUCAGUAACAGAUGUGUU
Tuber aestivum (summer truffle) is the source of this 369-nucleotide messenger RNA. The record is from the annotation of a GenBank genome assembly. NCBI's taxonomy places the organism in Eukaryota, Fungi, Ascomycota, Pezizomycetes, Pezizales, Tuberaceae.